Molecule: messenger RNA, 879 nt
Organism: Geodia barretti
Lineage: Eukaryota; Metazoa; Porifera; Demospongiae; Tetractinellida; Geodiidae
Source: the annotation of a GenBank genome assembly
AUGCAUGGAUUGAACAUCAACGAAUCUCCCUGGGCUGAAAUUUCACGAUCUCUCGACUGUGAAAUUCUGGACAUAAGGAGGCGCUCCGGCAACGAAUUUAGCCAAACCUGCGCCAUUCACUGUUCAUCCCAAGACUACUUCGUCAAAUUGAGUCCGAACAUAGACAGUCUAGAGGCGGAGGAAGACGGGCUCAAAGCCCUUGCCAAUUCGAAAGCAAUCCGAGUGCCCAAACUGAUUCUGUCCGGCACAACCAAUUCCGGUGGUUUUCUGGUUACUGAAUUAUUGAAUCUACACAUGGCAAAACCCUCAUUUCCAAGACUUGCCCAAGACUUGAUCGCACUUCAUCGUACGACCGGAACUAUUUUCGGCUGGCAUCGCGAUAACUACAUUGGCGGAUCUCGUCAACAAAACCCUUUCUGCAAUAACUGGACUGAAUUCUUCCGCGAAGCUCGACUCCACUACCAACUCAGUCUGGCGCAAAAAAACGGAUACAGUUUCAGCCUGCAGACACUCGGCGAGCAGGUGUUGUCGGGCCUCCCGGAGAUCCUCAAUCAUCACGACCCUGUUCCUUCUCUGGUUCACGGCGACCUGUGGCAAGGCAACUGCGGUUUCACUACAGAUGGCGUCCCGGUAAUCUAUGAUCCCGCAAUCUAUUACGGAGACCGCGAGACUGAUCUGGCGAUGAGCCAGUUAUUCGGUGGAUUUCCGCAAGUAUUCUACGAUGCUUACCGAGAGGCCUGGCCACUUGACCCAGGCUGGGAAGUGCGUCAACUCGUCUACAACCUCUACCACAUUCUGAAUCACCUGAACCUGUUCGGUCGAACUUACCUGCAACAGGCAGAGGCCACUGCGAGAAAGAUUUUAAGCGAGAUUCGCUAA